GAAUCAGAUGGAGCGGCUGUACGAUGCGAUGCGGCGGCAGGAGGGCGAGUGGAAGGCCAAGGCGGAGGACGAGCGGCUGCGACUCGCGGAAGUCAUGGACGCGUGCUCCAAGGUGCGGCAGCAGCUAGCAGCAGAACAGCAGGUCAGCCAGCAGCAGGAGCAGCAGAUACGAUCUCUGCAAGAG
Molecule: messenger RNA, 184 nt
Organism: Closterium sp. Yama58-4
Lineage: Eukaryota; Viridiplantae; Streptophyta; Zygnematophyceae; Desmidiales; Closteriaceae
Source: the annotation of a GenBank genome assembly